GCUAAAAUGAACCUCACUCCGUCUCCCGUCACUUCACUCUCUCAACACUUACUAUGCACCUGUGCGAGCUUACAAGUUUUCUAGCAUGCGAUUUGGCUACUGGGAGGAGCUCUAGUCGUCGCUAUACUCCUGCUACAGUGGCUUCCUCUAUUGCACCUACAUUGAUUGCUAAUCGGCUCUGCGCACGUACUGGCACAGACUGUUCUACAGGAUACAUCCGCUGUCGCAACAAGUUCCGCGAGCAUGUUUGUAUGGAGAAAGGAUGCAAGCUGAAUCAGGUUGGCAUCCUGCUGGCCUACGUGCCUGCUGACACAGUGGCAGACUACUUUUCUCCCAAGUCUAUAUCAACUUCAAAGCACAGAACAUUACUAUGUGCAAGCGAAAUUGUUGAUCCUUGCGCAAAUGUGGUGUUCAAAUCAAUCCGGAACCAACGGAUGCUGUGGCACUUGAACGACAAUUGAGACUUCCGAUGCAGGUGCCCUUCCACCCCACGCGACCAUGUACCAUUGCAAACCUACCCUGUUGCGACCAUUGCUUUGCAUUCUCACGGGCCAAGGAGAGCAUACCGCAUGGAUCUCUCUUGAUGCGUUGGCAAAGCAUACCGCUUCAGGUUUCACCGUUGCCAACACCAAUUCAAUGCACACUCACGGAAAGAUUUGGGAGUUUCGCAAGACUACAUGCUGACGAGAUAGUCCAUUCACGGUCCUCGUAUCUUUGAAGAGCACAAUGGUUCCUGUUUCUUGUGGGGUGCUGCGCUAGAAGACGGCUAUCUGCGGCGCCAAGCC
Paraphaeosphaeria sporulosa is the source of this 785-nucleotide messenger RNA. RefSeq lists its product as uncharacterized. Lineage: Eukaryota; Fungi; Ascomycota; Dothideomycetes; Pleosporales; Didymosphaeriaceae. The transcript has a single exon. The coding region runs from base 54 to 461 and encodes 135 amino acids. The record is from RefSeq and is a predicted model, not a curated record.